Aspergillus affinis is the source of this 402-nucleotide messenger RNA. RefSeq lists its product as uncharacterized. NCBI's taxonomy places the organism in Eukaryota, Fungi, Ascomycota, Eurotiomycetes, Eurotiales, Aspergillaceae. The transcript has 2 exons. Bases 1 to 402 code for a protein of 133 amino acids. The record is from RefSeq and is a predicted model, not a curated record.
AUGCAUCUCCCCACCACCCUCCUCCUAACAGCCCUCUCCAGCACGCUCGCUCUAUCCGCCGAAUUCAACAUCCUGAAGCCCCGAAAUUGGGACCUCCACCUCCUCACCCCCGGCUGUUCCCCAAACGCCUCCAACUUCGACAUCUCAGUGUACCACCGCUCCGGGGUCGCCGCGCGCUCAUGCAUCUCGUUAUCCGAGGACUCGAAUCCGAACACGACGGCGGUGCAGACGAUUUCGUGGAAAAGUCCCGUGACGAAACCGUAUGCGCUGUGCACGUUCCGGGGUGGGGAUUGUGAUCCGGAUGGGUUUGUUGAGGCCGUUAGGGGGGAUUGGGAUGUUUGCUAUCCGUAUAAGGAGUGGAAGGGGUGGAAGGUUGUGGCGUUUGGGGAGGAUUGCUAUUGA